Molecule: messenger RNA, 3746 nt
Organism: Lolium perenne
Lineage: Eukaryota; Viridiplantae; Streptophyta; Magnoliopsida; Poales; Poaceae
Source: RefSeq, a predicted model, not a curated record
CCAACACGUCUCUUCCCCAAAACUCAGUCUGGUUUUUCUCCUUCUUCUCGGCUUCUCGAACCGCUAGCUUCCAAGUGCACGCCCACGCCGAUGUGCGCGCCUCCUUCCACACGGCUUCACGCCUUCCACGUUGUCCUAUUACCACCGCCUCGCACGCCCCGUCGCCGUGGCCUACGAAGAAGUCAGCCAUGGCCGGCGCGGUGGAAACUCCCAGUGGGUCGGACACUUCACAUCAAUUCCACCACAACGCGAGGUGGCGCGACCUCGGCUCACUGCAGGACGACGGCCUGAGUUUUCUGGCGGCAACGUCCGCCAUCGGCAACGAAGAAGACCUACAUGGCCGGCGUGGCGAGAGCUCCCGGUUGAACUCCACUGCCGGGAGAAGAACCCAGGCGAUGCCUCAUUUUCCCCUUUCUUUCUGUGUAAUAUUUUGCUUCUUCCAUGGCCUCUCGAUCUGUAUUGAUACAGUGAUUGUACUACAAUCAUGUUUCUCUCCAAUUUCGUUUUCAUUGAUUCUGUUUUCCUGAGAUUGUUUUUAGGCCCGUCUCAGCUGCUGAACAGAAUUUGCAGUGCUGCAAGUUCCAUGCCAACCGGUAGACAAGGCGGUGUCCGCAGAGACAACUAACUCCAUGAGCUGUAAUGUGUCUUCUCCACUCCCCUUAAUGUUUUCUUUUGAUUUCAGAGCACUCCAUUGAUUCUUUCCGUAAGAUUUGUAGGGACACUUUUUUUCCAUAUGUGCAUGCUACAUGUUCGACGAAAUGACUACUAGCAAUAGGGUGGGUAAGAAAAAUAGAACAACACCCAUUUGAUAUCUCAACUCUAUUAUGGUCGCCCUCAAUGCAUUCCUUCCAUGAUGUGUUGGUUCUGUAUCCACGAAUGAUCAUCAGACCAUGUUGCCAUAUUAGACCAAUUUCAUUGUGAAGGUUUUUCCUACCAUACUUACAGUUCACUGCAAUUUGUUGAACAUAAGGGAAUGCGUCAAAUAGACUAUCAGGUGAUGCCUAAAGUUAUAACAGAUAAUGAAAUUGUCAAUGUAUUGUAGGUUUUUUGAUUAUUUAUCCAUAUGCAUGUACUGUUUUUAUCUGGUUUACAGGAAUUUAUGCUCUUACCAGUUACCACCAAUUGUAGCCCUACAAAUCAAACAAGUGGAAGUUUAAGAAAUAGUGUCUAUCUUCUAUCUCGGAAUCCACUCACUAAAAUCGAGCUUAUAGGAUUCAAUUUGCUUUGCAUAACCAACUAGAUAUACAUGCUUUUAUUUGUCUGCCGUUCUGCGAGUAAAAGAAAGAAAAAUCCAUUCACAGUCUUGCCCCUUUCUCAUGAUUUCAUUUAACUAUUUCCUUUUGCAGCUCGGGUUAUUUUAUUCUAGAUUUUACUUACAAGUUACAAUCCUGUCAUAUGUAUAAGAAAAUCUACAUCGCAAUCGUAAGUUUCAAUCUGUCUCCCGCAAAAAAAAAAAGGCAAAAGUCUCCCGCAAAAAAAAUGGUAAGUUUCUAUCUACAUGCAUUGAUGGUAUGGUCCAUUCUUUGUGGCUGUUUCAUUUGCAACUUUCCAUUUAGUUAACACUAAAUCUGCCAUUGGUGCAUUGUUCUCUUACCACGGCCAGUUGAUAACAAAUAUCGCUGUGCCUAUUUGGCUUACAGUCAGAGUGGUGCCUAUUUUGUUUCAGAUUGUAGAAGCCCUACGUCUUCAUUUUUUCCAGUUUGCAUUUAUAUUUCUGUUAGCUCCCAUGUCCCAAAAAAACUCCUGAUGCUAGGUAGCAUUGUGUUAUAUCUAGCCAAACAACCACCAAAGAUGCAUAUUUGCACGCUAGAAGGUAUUAUUCUGCCUUCUUUGUUUCUUAAUAUGCUACUUUAUUCAGUACAGAUUUUAAUCAGAUAGAAAGUAGAGGCCAGCGACAUGCCUGUAGAUGCUGAUCAAGAAUCAAAUUGGUGGUAUUUUUGGUGGCAUCGAUGAGCUGUUUGCACUAAGGAAUGAAGAGGUUCAGAGGUAUGCUAAUACUUUGCCAAGUCGACAGGGAACAGGCUUGAGGAUGAGUUUCAGCCACUUCUUCUCUACGAGAAACAUAUAUCCCGGAUGAGAAAAUCACAAGAAACAACGUUUUUCGGAGCAUCCAGGUCAGUACAUUUAGAACGCGAGAUGCUAGCUUGAUUUUCAUUGAUUAUGACUAACUAAUUUCAUUGCUUCUUUGUUGUUUGUCACAAAGGGGCUUCAAGAGGCCACGAACUAUUUUGGAUGGAGUGCUGAGCUACUAGAUCACCAUUUAAUUUCCCCGUUUCAUCUUAUUUUCGGAGGUCUCUCUAUUGUGUCAGUAUGUUAGCAUUUUAUUGUUAGAUGUGUUUUAAUCGUCCACAAGUUUUUGACCAGUUCAUUUCGAAAUCAAUAAGUUAAGUGGUAAGAGAAUCUUGGUUCAUCCCCCUGGUUCAGUCCUACUGUGUGCUUUACAAAUAAAUUGCAUUGUCUCGAAUUUGUGCUAGCUGAACUUUUUCGUUUAAUUGAUUAUUUUUCUGUACAAUUGGUGGUGAUGCUUCUGGUUUUUGUAGUCUAGAUGAACAAAGAAGAGCUAACAUCUUUCGUAACAGUAAUGGAUAUGCUGCUUUAUUUUGAAAUAGAACUACUGUUGCUAAACCAACACAUAGUUCUUUCGUUGUGCUAUUGAAUGAACUUCAUUUUUAAUUAUCUGAUGUUGAGGUCUGUCUUGGUUGGGAUUGACUAGCCCGCCACCCUGCAGGAAAUUUCGACGGGACUGUGUUCUCGACGAGGGCGGUUUUGAGUAUCAAAUUAAGGGGCGGCGAUGACUGAAUUGAUGGUGAUACUCCUUCCUCCUCUGUCCUUCAGAGCUAUCUUCCACCUUCUGCUGCUUUGUCUGAGGCAGAUGUUCGGAGGAGGCAUUAGAUUUGGUUGGGGAAGUGGACGGUGGCUCAUUCGUCCGAUGCAAUGUGUUCAUGCUAGAUUCAGUGGUGUUCGUGGUUCUCCUGUAGCUGAUCUUUUACCUGAGAUGCUUGCCGGGCUGGCUACUGGUUCUGCGGUUUCUUUGCUGCAGCUUUGCGAAGGGAAUUCUGUUGGCCAUUCUCGUGGAGUGAUGCUGCCUCUGCACCCUCCCUGCAGGGUCGCGGUUCUUGAUCUCCUGUGCCUUCAGUGGGUGGUGAUUUGGGUGGGUCAUCUUCGCCUUCUGCAUAUGUUUCUGAGUCUGUUGAAGACCAUCUUAAGGCCGUCCACGCCAUUUCCUGUUUUUAUAUUGCUUCUUACUGUUUCGAUUAGUGAUGAUCCAACGUCUGUGUGUAAUUUGUUUUAUCUAUAACUCUUCGGUGUUCACUUAUUCACCAGGCUUCCAAGGAGAAGCUUUAGUACAAUGAGCGUACUGGAACUAGAAUAAUGAGUAGUAUAAUGGUCUUGAGCAGUUCCUACCUUAGCUUAUUUUUAAGAUCAAUGUUGGGUUAGAGCCCUUCCAAUUUACAACCACACAAACAAUCAAAGAUGCACUUCAGGGUACUACUAUGAGGUGCUUCCAACAGGAGAUACAACUACAGACCAUGAGCCUGUAAAUAAUUUUCAGAUUAUGCUGGGUAAAUUAUAUACAACCUGUGCUUCAAAUUGAUUAUGAGAAUGAAUGCAGUUCACCUUUUGCAUUCUUUUCAGGAGGUAUAGUCUUACAUACGUCAAGGCCUGAUUAAGUUAUGUGGCCACCACCAUGUAAUGUAUUGUAUAUACUAAUGCUAAUGAUAUAACUGCAUCGAUGUUGCCUAUCA